This is a messenger RNA of Aspergillus melleus, 1068 nucleotides long. RefSeq lists its product as uncharacterized. The record is from RefSeq and is a predicted model, not a curated record. The transcript has a single exon. The coding region runs from base 1 to 654 and encodes 217 amino acids. NCBI's taxonomy places the organism in Eukaryota, Fungi, Ascomycota, Eurotiomycetes, Eurotiales, Aspergillaceae.
AUGUGCUCCGACAGUGACUCCGAAUCUUGCCCCGACAUCGUCGAUGCCUGGGUCUGGAUCCACAUUCGCAAAAUCAAAGACCUCGAAGAGAGGUACUGGGAGGCUCGUGAGCGGCUCCUAGCCGGCAAAUAUACCGUGUACUACGAGAACCCAGAGAAGCUCGACAACAAAAAGCGUGAGUUGGUCAUGAAGCUGAAGGUCACGUACCACUUCGAUCUGGAGAACCGAUCUGAUGAGAUAGAAAAUCAGCUGUAUGACGAUAUCGAAGGGAUUCUGGAGAUGUUGGAAGCGCAGCGUGGCGCGCAAGGAGCUGAUCCGUGGUCUGAAGAUGAUGACGAUGACGAGGGAAAUGAAGAUGAAGAAGAGGGGGAUGGGAGCGAGCAGGAGUCUGAAGAGGGGUCCCAUCCCCAGGCGCAGCUGAGACCUAAGUUGUCGACGCCAGUUUCGGACGACGAGGACUACGGUUCUGAAGCUACCACAGUGAUUGCUAGUAGCAAUGGCUAUGACACUGGGGACGAGAGUGACGCUGAUGAUGAUUCUGUUGUUAAGUCUGAUAAUCGGUCCCCUCCUCUGAAUGGAUGGAAUCACCUUUUGCGUCAACCGGACCUGGAAUCUGAGUCAGAGCUCGAUACUGAUGAUAUUGUUGGGGGUUAGGCUAGCACGGAGGUGAGUGAAUACGACGCUGAAGUCUAGGCAAUAGUGUCAUUAACAUCGACAGAAUGGACGAGGACUUUGCAAAUAAGAAUCUUGUUUCAACCUGAAUUAAAUGCGAAACCAUGACAGUAGCAGAGAUAACUAAGACUGAUUGAUGAUAUCUACAAUUCCCUGGCAGCUUCCACCGCGGCUGAUGCUUGAGAUGACUGUCAACGAAAAUGACAAAAUUCGACCUAAUCUGCUUUUCUGUUUUUUUUUGUAUUGAAGGUAUUCCUAUGAAACCUUUAUAGGUUAUGUAUUCUGCAGAUUCUGAUCGUUUGCAUAUUUGAACGACUCUCGCCUUGACGCUUUUAAGUGUAACUGACUUUGUCCAUGUAGUCAAAUGAGAGAAGGUCUAAACUUGCAAGCAGGGAG